AGUGUUCGCUUUUACCCAGGAUCGCGGCACUUCCGGCGCGGUGGCCGGAACCGCGGCCUAGCCGUCGUUAUGGCGAUGGGCGGCCUCUGUCUCCUCUGGCUGCACUUUCUUGGCAUCUCGGCUACUAAAAUGAAAAUUGUAGAAGAGCCCAACACCUACGGGUUGAAUAAUCCUUUCCUCACCCAAGUAACCCGGCUUCAACCAAAAAUAAGUCCUGCUGCCAUUUCAGGCCCCCCACAUCUGCACAAACUUGCUGGGAAAUGCUUCAGUAUGAUUGAGGCUUCGUACAAAUACGAAUUCUGCCCUUUCCACAACAUUACACAGCAUGAGCAGUCAUUUCGCUGGAAUGCAUACAGUGGGAUCCUUGGAAUAUGGCAGGAAUGGGAGAUUGAAAACAACACCUUUGUGGGAAUGUGGAUGAAGGAGGGAGAUUCCUGUGCCAGCAAGAACAGACAGACCAAGGUCAUUUUCACAUGUGGAACCAGCCACAAACUGGCUCAUGUUUCUGAGCCCAACACUUGCAUCUACUGGCUCACCUUCGAAACACCAUUAGUCUGCCAUCCCCAAUCACUGCUGGUUUACCCUAAUCUGAAGGAGGAGCUGCAGAAGAGAUGGGACAAGGCUGAACAGUCACAUUAUGAUGGCCUCAUUACUCAGCAAGGUUACAGGAAAUUGCUUCAAGCAAUAUUUGAAGAUGCGGGUUACUUGAAAACUGGUCAAGAGAAAAUAGAAACCAAGGAACAAAAUCACUCGCAAGAAGAGACACUAAGUCAGUGCAACGAGGAGCGGAAUAAACUCUCAGAAGAGGUACAAAUGUUGAAGGAUAUCCUGGCACGCCACAACAUUUCCACGAUCUUGCCUGUGAGUGAUAAAAUGCCUGCAUUGAUUACAUCUCAAAUCCGGAGCGACAAACAGCGGAGGGGGGAUCCUGGGGAUCGGAACGAUACGCUGUGAGCAGUAACUGGAUGGUCAGAGUCUGGACACAGGGGUUAUACGUGAAAUAAAAGGCUCAGGAUAGAGCAGGGACAAAAAAAGUGAAGUGCAAAGAAGUGAACUUUCAAAAGCAGAAACUGCAGAUGAUGGGAAUCCGAAAUUAAAAAGACAAGGAACGUAGGAGAUGUUCAGCGCGGGAGGUAGCAGCGUGGAGUCGGGGACAGAGAUAACGUUUCAGGUCGCUAGCCUUGUAUCAUGGUUAAACAUUGAUGGACUAUCCUGUCUAGCUUCAUAAAAUUAAAAUCAAAUUUGAAACAGAAUUGGAUUAAAAAAAAAAUAUUACUGGAGUAAUAAAGUUUGAGGGAGGCGUCUAGAUUACCACCGUGUCGAUGCGGUAGCUGUGCCUGAACCAUUAUAAACCGCAGCCGGACACAACGUGCCUUGGCGGGAGUGGACGGAUACAACGUUGCGUUCUUAAAGUGAAUAAAAGCCAGUUGUCAUGUUUGUGGUGCAACCCGUAUCGGUCCCUGUGGGUACACGUGGAAGGAAAGCAACAGCACUGGUUACAAACGUGCAACUCGGAACUCUUCCAUCCCCGAUUGCAGGACUUCUCUUGGCCAUGCAAUGUUGUUGUUCAGUCAGAAACAGCGAUCAGCAGCGCAGCAUUGAAAGAAAAAACACCAUGCGGUGACCCCAGCCAGACAUAAUUGGUGACCUAAAGAACCACAUACCCUCUCCUCUCCCACCACUCCACGCAGUUAUGCUGCAACUUGCUGUGAACGACUGCCUGCCCCUGCCACAAAUAAGGCACAUCCUCUCUCCAGCAUAAUCGUCAAAUUGGACUGACUGGAUGGCUCAAAGGCUUCCCUUUGAAGAACAAUCUAAUGAUGGGGUAAUCUGGACACGGCAGGUUGGAAAUUAUUUUCAGUUGUAAAUUCAUGUUUUGGCUCAAAUCACGGGAUCCUUUGCCACGUUACUGUUUGUGAGAAUUUGCUGUAUGCGAUUUGGACGUUGCAUUUUUUUGCGAGUGUCUAUGCAUUUAAACAAAAGUAAUUCACAAGCCGCAGUUUUAUGGUAUAUAUCCCAAGGUGACAUUCCAUAGAUGCAAGAUAGACAUAAAAUACUGGGGUAACGCAGCGGGACAGGCAGCAUCUCUGGAGAGAAAGAAUGGGUAACGUUUCGGGUCGAGACCCUUCUUCAGAUCUAUUACAUAGAUGCACAUUUGUUCUAGGGCAAACAAGCAAAAUAAACAAGUACACAACCA
Molecule: messenger RNA, 2197 nt
Organism: Amblyraja radiata (thorny skate)
Lineage: Eukaryota; Metazoa; Chordata; Chondrichthyes; Rajiformes; Rajidae
Gene: gnptg
Product: N-acetylglucosamine-1-phosphate transferase subunit gamma
Exons: 12
Coding region: 70-954 (294 amino acids)
Cellular component (GO): Golgi apparatus
Source: RefSeq, a predicted model, not a curated record